Molecule: messenger RNA, 1406 nt
Organism: Cuscuta epithymum
Lineage: Eukaryota; Viridiplantae; Streptophyta; Magnoliopsida; Solanales; Convolvulaceae
Source: the annotation of a GenBank genome assembly
CGCAAUCACGCCUUAGAUUUUCCGCCGAUUUUCCCACACCCUGUACAACAAGCGAAUUAAGGUUUCAUCCGUUUCGAUCUCCGGCCAUGAAGAUGUUCUCAGCCAGGUUGUUUUUCAUUCUUUUAAUGAUUCCGGUCCUACUCGUCUCCGCCGCCGAAGACUGCAGUGGUGACUCCGGUUACGACGGACGGGACCGGGUCGAGGCCCGGAACUUGAAGUUCAUAGCGUUUGCUGCCAUUCUUGCUGCGGGAUUUCUGGGCGUCAAUGUCCCGAACAUCGGGAAGAAAUUCCCGAUGUUCCACCCGGACAGCAAUUUGUUCUUCCUUGUGAAGGCGUUUGCCGCCGGCGUGAUCUUAGCAACCGGAUUCAUCCACGUGCUCCCGGACGCUUUCGAGGCCCUCGGCAGCCCUUGCCUGCCGGAGAAGCCAUGGAGCAAAUUCCCCUUCCCUGCCUUCGUGGCAAUGGUGGCCGCCUUAAUCACGAUGAUGGUGGACUUGUUCGCGACGAGCUAUUACAGUAAAGCCCAAUCGGAUAACAAGCCCAAGCCUGUUGACGAAGAAAGCCCGGCCCAGCCUCACGCACAAUUGCCUAUUCACACGCACGCGAGCCAUGGGCAUGCUCACGGUCCGGUUGAGCCUUCCGGCGGGUCUGAUCUAACUACACGGCGGCGCGUCAUCUCAAUGGUUCUGGAGAUUGGGAUUAUUGUUCACUCGAUAAUUAUUGGGAUAUCUUUGGGGGCAUCUGUGGACACGGACACGAUUAAGCCCCUACUAGUGGCGUUGGUUUUCCAUCAACUCUUUGAAGGCAUAGGACUCGGCGGGUGCAUUGCUCAGGCACAAUACGCAAGACGUGCUACAAUAUUAAUGGCAUUAUUCUUCUGCUUUACAACUCCAAUCGGAAUAGCAACUGGGUUCUGGAUCUCAAGUAACUACAACGAAAACAGCCCCACGGCCCUAAUUGUGGAGGGCUUGUUAAACUCGGCCUCAGCUGGGAUUCUGAUUUACAUGGCCCUUGUAGACCUCAUUGCAGCAGAUUUCAUGAGUGAUAGACUUCAACGCAAUUUAAAGCUUCAAAUUGGAGCUAAUACCUCACUUCUACUAGGAGCAGGCUUAAUGUCACUCUUAGCCAUUUGGGCAUAAGCAUUAUUAUAUAUACCAGAAAAUUAGACAUCUCUCUACAUGAUAUAAUUAAGAAUAAUUGUAAUGAUGAGAGAUAAAAAAAAACUUACAUCUCGUGACAAAAAGAGUAUUUUGGGUAGAAUUAGAUAGACUCUUUUUGUGACGUUUAAUUGAUAUAAUUAGCUUAGGUUAAGUUUAAUGUGAUGUGGAGUACGUAGUUGUGUGGAAUCGCCUCUUAUAUUUGCUAAUGCAUUUUUUAUUACAGUAGUAUAUGUGUGCGUAAAUCAU